UUAGUUUAGUUUUAUAGCCGCCUGUGCCUUAUCUUAUACCAACAAUGUCCAACGAGGUGAAAACAGAGUUCAUUGAAGAAAAGACGAUGUAUGGCAAGAAUGGUGUACGUGUGUUGCAACAUCGCCGAGAGGGUAAAGUUCAUCAUAUUAAAGAAGUAGAAGUGAACACCGAACUGAGUUUGUCGUCUAAAAAGGAUUACAUCGAUGGUGAUAAUAACGACGUGGUCCCCACAGACACACAAAAGAACACUGUGUAUGCUCUAGUUAGGGAAAAAGGGAUUCGCACUAUUGAACAGUUUGGAAUGGAUCUCUGCAAACAUUUUCUUGAGACGCAUUCACAAGUGCACACGGUCAAUGUUUACAUUGAGGAAGCACCAUGGCGACGCUUGGAUCAUACCGGGCGAGAGCAUGUACAUGCAUUUAUACUUAACCCGGAAGCUAUUCGAUUCUGUCAAGUCACACAACGAAGAUAUGGUAAACCGUGUGUAUCGGCUGGUUUGAAAGGCAUGAAAGUCUUAAAGACCACAAAGUCUGGAUUUGUUGGUUUUGCUAGAGAUAAAUACACCACUCUACCUGAAGUUACUGACAGGUUCUUUUGUACCACAGUUUACUCAAAAUGGACCUAUGAUGAACUACUGGGACUUGAUUUUGAUAGAGCUGUUGAGACUGUAAAAGCUAUAAUUUUGGAUAACUUUGCUGGACCACCAGACACAGGGGUGUACUCGCCAUCAGUUCAGAACACUAUGUACCUUGCUCAGAAACAGUCAUUUCAAAAAGUGCCACAGAUAAGUGAGAUAGAAAUAGUGAUGCCGAAUAGUCAUUACUUUACCAUUGAUUUGUCGAAGUUUGGAAUGGAAAACAAAGAUGAGGUGAUGUUACCAGCCGAAAAGCCAGCUGGGAACAUUAAGCUGAGUAUGAAGCGACAUCCCAAGUCUAAACUGUAACUAUGUAGUCAUCUGGUACACUUCAAGCAAACUUAGCAUAUUGUUGGCAAAUUUGGUGAGAUCUUGGAGAAAAUGGCUAAUAUUUUUAUAAUCUGUAAUUCUAUAUUGAGCUUAUAUUUUCUGUAAACCAUUUUUAUUAUACAAGAAACAAAAUAUUGAAAAUUUCUAAUAGUGACAAUUUAAUAAUUCACAGUACUAAUCAUGAACAAACUGCCAUAAUGUGAACUGUAGUUUUACUAGACAUUUGUCAGUCCCGCAAGCUUGAUGUUUGUAUUCGACCAAUUGUCAUUAGAAAUUUGACCAGGAAAACUAUCAGCUAUACAAGUGUUAUUAUUAGUUGAAAGUGUUUUAGCCAUCAUAACACAACAUUGUGUUCAUAUUUGUGUGCAUGUAGAAAUCUACGCACCACAUUCAUUUCCAUAUGCUGAUUAGUAUCACCAGAAACAGUGAUGAGAAUAUCUAAUGGUGUUUCACUAAAGCACCUCGGCUUCUCGUGUAAAUAUAUAACCGUAUAAGCUUUUUUUUAUUGGUCAAGUGUUGAUCAUAUUGAUUGGUGAAGGUGAAUUAUUUUUGAAUAAAGGCUGAGUACUCGAUGCGGUCAAA
Messenger RNA from Saccoglossus kowalevskii, 1547 nucleotides. Its product is annotated as uricase-like. Gene Ontology annotation, molecular function: urate oxidase activity. The record is from RefSeq and is a predicted model, not a curated record. NCBI's taxonomy places the organism in Eukaryota, Metazoa, Hemichordata, Enteropneusta, Harrimaniidae. Gene Ontology annotation, biological process: urate catabolic process; purine nucleobase catabolic process. Gene Ontology annotation, cellular component: peroxisome.